AUGAACAAAACAAAUAAGGUCCUGCAAUCAAAGGACGUGAACAUCCUUGUUGCCACGAAUCUUCCUGAGUCUAUGAAAAGCUACCUUCAGGAAACUAGAGACAAAUUUAGUGUAUGUGAAUUCAAAGCCAGGAGUAUGUGUCCAGAUACAGAUUACAGUGAUGGAAAAAAACGAGAACGAAAACGAAGUGUUCGUCUUAGUAGAUAUGAUGGAUCAGCAGAAGAAGUACCUAACACUGAACCCGAAAAAUUCAAAUUGGAAACUUUCCUCCCUAUUCUGGACACUCUAAUCUUUGAACUGACAAAACCUGUAAAGGCUUAUUCACAGAUUGGAAAUCUGUUUUCUUUCUUCAGUGAUUUGAAAACUACUGCUUCUGAUGCACAAAAGAAGAAGUGGGACCAUCUGGCUAAUAUGUAUCACAAAGACCUGAAUUAUGAUGACCUUUUAAAUGAAUAUGAGCAUCUCAAGCACAACAUGGUUCUUGAUGGAAAUUGUGAUACUCUCCCUGCACUGUACAGAAAAUUAAUUUUGGACAGUUUGAGAUCUGUAUUCUUGAAUGUUGAAAAUGCACUCAGAGAGUUCAUGUGCAUGAUGGUGAUCGACUGUACAGGAGAACGUUCUUUUUCAAGAAUAAAAUUAUAA
Messenger RNA from Procambarus clarkii (red swamp crayfish), 642 nucleotides. RefSeq lists its product as uncharacterized. The record is from RefSeq and is a predicted model, not a curated record. Lineage: Eukaryota; Metazoa; Arthropoda; Malacostraca; Decapoda; Cambaridae.